GCAGCAGAGGAAGAAAGAGCUGGGUGGCUGACUGUCCAGAGACUGGGAGGGGGUCGGCAGAGCCAACUCCACAAAUACAGAAGGGACAGGGACAUGCUCGCCUGCCUCCCCAUGCAUACAGAACACCCCCACACACAAUGGCAUCACGUUCUCUCCGAUGACUUGGCACAGCCUCCUGACAGUUUACAACACAGGCACUCGCUAUCCACCGCCCACUCUGAACAGGACCCCAGAGCUGGAUGCUUUGCAGCCUACCAGCUGCAGGCCCUGCCAGCCCUCCCUCUCUUCUAGGGCUGGGUUUUUCCAGCCGGAACCUCGCUCCCUCUACUGCAAUUGCUGGAAAUUGGUGUCUGACGCGGCUGCUCCUGCCUAUUAUUUAUUUAUUUCUUCUUUUCUUCCCGCUGAGACCCUCCUGUCAGAAGGAGAGCUGCAGUCCAGAGAAAGAGAAAGGCAGAAGCUGCAGGGGGAGCUGGGAGCAAAGAGGAGGUAGAGAGGACUCCCAGACACCCUUGUCUGCUUACCCCAGAGGACCAUGAGCACCGGGCAGGAAGCCAGGAGAGAAGAGGGAGACUCCAGGAGAGGCCAGGAAGCCUUGCUUCGGGACCGAGCCCACCUGAGCCAGCAGCGCCGGCUCAAACAGGCCACCCAGUUCUUGCACAAGGACUCGGCUGACCUGCUGCCUCUGGACAGCCUCAAGAGGCUCGGCACCUCCAAGGACCUGCAGCCACACAGCGUGAUCCAAAGACGCCUGGUGGAGGGAAACCAGAGGCGGCUUCAGGGGGAGUCUCCCCUGGUGCAGACACUGAUCCAAGGCCAUGACAGCAGCAGGACCAGUGGGACACAGGUUCCGGCUCUUCUUGUCAACUGCAAGUGCCAGGACCAGAUGCUUCGAGUGGCUGUGGACACAGGGACCCAGCAUAAUCAGAUAUCUGCUGCAUGCCUCAGGCGCCUGGGGUUAGGGAAGAGGGUCCCCAAAGCCCCAGGUGGGGACCUGGCACCUGGGCCACCAGGUCAGGUGGAACAGCUGGAGCUAGAGCUGGGGCAGGAGACUGUGGCAUGCUCGGCCCAGGUGGUGGAUGUGGACAGCCCUGAAUUUUGCCUGGGACUGCAGACUCUGCUUUCCCUUAAGUGCUGCAUUGAUCUGGACCGUGGAGUGCUACGGCUGAAAGCCCCCUUCUCGGAGCUGCCCUUCCUGCCUCUGUACCAAGAGCCUGGCCAGUGAGCACUGUCUCAGCCAGUCCCUGGGGCGACCCUGAGCCUUAGGGGAAGAGUGGUGUGCAGUGGGACACUGCUGAGCAGGGCGUCUGGAGACCACCCCCCCCCCCCCCCCCCCCCGCCCUCGCAGUUGCCACCCCUGUAUCUUCUCCAUAGCUGCCCUCUGCCCCAGGAGUUCCCACUGAGACUGUGACUCCAAGGUCCUGGCUUCCCUUCUCUCUUAUCCCUUCCCAAGAGCACAGCGAAGUCAGUUACAGAAAAGGACCUACGGAAAAUGGACUUUGUCCUGGCUGGGGGGUCGAGGUCACCUGCCGCCGCCACCUGUCUGGUAAACCCAAGCACUCCUCCACUGCCCUUACCACCACAU
Molecule: messenger RNA, 1582 nt
Organism: Onychomys torridus (southern grasshopper mouse)
Lineage: Eukaryota; Metazoa; Chordata; Mammalia; Rodentia; Cricetidae
Gene: Nrip2
Product: nuclear receptor interacting protein 2
Exons: 6
Coding region: 533-1222 (229 amino acids)
Biological process (GO): proteolysis
Molecular function (GO): aspartic-type endopeptidase activity
Source: RefSeq, a predicted model, not a curated record